Porites lobata is the source of this 444-nucleotide messenger RNA. The record is from the annotation of a GenBank genome assembly. Lineage: Eukaryota; Metazoa; Cnidaria; Anthozoa; Scleractinia; Poritidae.
AUGAUCUGGGCCAAUGACAAAGUUCCUAAUCCAGACCUUCCAUCACCAGAGAACUAUGGAUGGAAAAAAGACAAAGGUUAUUAUAAAUUAACGGUUGAUAUAGUAAUAAACUCUCAAGUUCCACACUAAAGAUCGAGACGACUUUAAUCCACUGCCUUAUUCUUUUAUAUUUCAGACAAAUGGAUCCCGGUGAUGACGCGACUGCAGCCGGCACCCGACGCUGUUCUUUAUCUUGUCAAGUGUGGCUGUGGGAAGGACAAAUGCCGAAACAACAGGUGUAGCUGUCGAAGGGCGGGUCUCACUUGUACAGGUCUAUGCAGCUGCAGCAACGACGAGACAGGAGAAGAGUGUGACAAUGUCGAUAUGAUUGAGAAUGAUAGCUGUGAUGAUGAAACAUCGGAUGAGCAGGACGAUGACAGCGAGGAAGACGUGGAUGAUGAAUGA